Molecule: messenger RNA, 768 nt
Organism: Phytophthora nicotianae INRA-310
Lineage: Eukaryota; Oomycota; Peronosporomycetes; Peronosporales; Peronosporaceae
Exons: 1
Coding region: 1-768 (255 amino acids)
Biological process (GO): vesicle transport along actin filament; actin filament organization
Cellular component (GO): vesicle; myosin complex; actin cytoskeleton
Molecular function (GO): actin filament binding; microfilament motor activity; ATP binding
Source: RefSeq, a predicted model, not a curated record
AUGGAGAAUGACAAUUGUGUCACUGUAGGGGAUGACUUAGCCAAUGGGAUGAAGCUGGCAGCUUCUUUGCUCAAGGUGAGCGAGCACGCGCUGUCCAAGGCGCUGCUCACAAGGCAACUGUACGUUGGUGGUAAGGUCAUUGUGCAGCAGCAGAACUCAGAGCAAGUGCGUAACAACCGUGACGCUCUUGCUAAGGGCAUCUACUCCUCGCAGUUCCUAUGGUUUGUGUUGGAGCUCAACCGCACAAACUCGCGCAACCAAGACAAAUGGGGCUUCAUCAGUGUUCUGGAUAUCUAUGGCUUCGAGAAGUUCGAGUGGAACACGUUCGAGCAGUUGUGCAUCAAUUACGCCAACGAGAAGUCCCAGCGAUACUUCAAUCAGCACAUGCUGGAGGUGGAGCAGAACGACUAUGCUAAGGAAGGGAUCGACUGGAAGCACAUUGACUUCGAGGACAACCAGGAGUGUUUGGAUCUUAUUGAGAGCAAGGUGAACGGCAAGCCGGGCAUCUUCAUCUCGUUGGAUGACAACUGGCGACUCAAGGGCGAGGAAACCAACAAGAAUUUCGUUUCCAACCUGCACAACUCGUUUGGCCGCACGUCGAGCGGCCACUCGAGUGGUAACAACAAGUUCUUUGUGCACCCCAAAAUGGACGCAGACUUGCACUUCGACAUCAAGCACUACGUUGGUAAGGUGAUCUACGACGCUAGCGGCUUCACUGACAAGAACAACGAGACGUUGAACGACGACAUGCAGGAGUUGAUCUGGUAA